Molecule: messenger RNA, 1761 nt
Organism: Musa acuminata AAA Group (dessert banana)
Lineage: Eukaryota; Viridiplantae; Streptophyta; Magnoliopsida; Zingiberales; Musaceae
Product: protein BZR1 homolog 2-like
Exons: 2
Coding region: 299-1312 (337 amino acids)
Biological process (GO): brassinosteroid mediated signaling pathway; DNA-templated transcription
Molecular function (GO): DNA-binding transcription factor activity
Source: RefSeq, a predicted model, not a curated record
UGUGUUCGUAAUUAAGGAGGAAGGGAGGCGUGGAUAUUAGCAGCGCCUGCAAUUUACUGCGUCCCGAGGAAGGAGAACUGGGAGUCGGACUUCUCCUCGUCCUCCAGUGUCUUCCUUCGCCUUGCUUCCGCAUCUCGACCCCGCCUUCGGAUCCCGGCUUCCUCCUCUUUUAUCUGAUCUCUUGUUCGUUGGAGGUCGGGAUCGGCGAGAUCAGGCGAUCGAUCGUCCGCUGUGUUGCGCCGGGGGCGGAUCGAUCGAAGCGUUGGAGUUUGGAUCGUGGGAGUGGAGAAGAGUAGGGAUGACGUCCCGGUCGAGGAUGCCGACGUGGAGGGAGAGGGAGAACAACCGCCGGAGGGAGCGGCGGCGGCGGGCGAUCGCGGCCAAGAUCUACGCGGGCCUGCGGAUGUACGGCAACUACCGGCUUCCGAAGCAUUGCGACAACAAUGAGGUCCUCAAGGCCCUCUGCGACGAGGCCGGAUGGAUCGUCGAGCCCGACGGCACCACCUACCGCAAGGGGUGUAAGCCUCCAGCAGACCAUAUGGAUGUAGUCGGAGGUUCUACUUCACCUAGCCCAUACUCCUCCAACCAGCCAAGCCCAUGUGCAUCUUACAACCCCAGCCCUGCCUCAUCAUCCUAUGCAAGCCCUGCAUCUUCGUCCUACAUUGCAACUGCUAACAAUUCUAUCAAUGGUGCUGAUGCAAACUCCCUCAUCCCUUGGUUAAAGAAUCUUUCAUCAGCUUCCUCCAGUGGUCCAUCCAAGAUUCUACACCAACAUCCUUUCUACAUGCAUGGUGGUUCCAUCAGUGCUCCUGUAACCCCUCCCCUGAGUUCCCCAACUGCUAGUACACCACAAAUCAAGUCUGACUGGGAUGAUCCAAAUUCACGACUGCCAUUGGUCAAUACCAGCUACACGUUCCUGCCAAAUUCGACGCCACCAAGUCCUGGCCGGCAAAUCAUUCCGGAUCCUGCUUGGAUUGCAGGAUUGCAGAUUGACACAGGGCCUCCUUCAUCACCCACCUUCAGCCUUGUUUCAUCAAACCCACAAGGUUUUUCAGGUGGGGGGUCUUCAAGAAUGUGGACACCAGGACAGAGUGGGACCAGCUCCCCUGUCAUGCCUGGUAUGCCAUGCUGUGUUGAUAUUCAGAUGUCCGAUGGCAUUUCUGAUGAGUUUGCAUUCGGGAGCAGCAGUAAUGGUGGUCACCUACAAGCAGUAUUGGUGAAACCUUGGGAGGGGGAGAGAAUCCAUGAAGAAUGUGGAUCAGAUGACCUGGAGCUUACACUUGGGAGCUCAAGGACCAGAGCUGAUGCCUGAUUGAUGUGAAGAGAGUAAAUACACUGGAGAAUUUUAGUUUUGCGUUAUUCUUCAUGUGCUGUUGUUUCAAUAGAUAUAUAGAGAGGAUACCGGAGAUCAUCUAAUGCUUUCUGUUAAAUAGCCUCCAUCGGUCCAUCCCACAUUCAGGUAAUUGACAUAGUUUAUUUAUGGUGGAAGUACUUGAAAACAAAGCUUAUGCCCAUUGGCAAAAUUGCUACUUGACAGAUAUUUGUACGGGAGAGAAAAAGUAUGUGAUCUACUGUAAUCUUCUUUAAGUAUUGUCUUUAAGCUGUCAAAGUAACAUUCUAGUUAAUUCACUUUUACUAUGGUGGUUGUUGUGUCAUUUGUACAAGCCUGUGAGCAUCUGUAGUUAUUCUCUUUCCAUAUGUGAUCCAAACCUGUCCUACCUUUUCUAAUGGGAGAUGGAAUUGUGAAACUGCCACAAGUUA